Messenger RNA from Fusarium odoratissimum NRRL 54006, 2413 nucleotides. RefSeq lists its product as uncharacterized. Bases 420 to 1490 code for a protein of 356 amino acids. The record is from RefSeq and is a predicted model, not a curated record. The transcript is spliced from 2 exons. Gene Ontology annotation, cellular component: membrane. NCBI's taxonomy places the organism in Eukaryota, Fungi, Ascomycota, Sordariomycetes, Hypocreales, Nectriaceae.
GAGACCGCUUGGAUGGGCAACCUGGAAAUUCUAGACUAUAAAACACGACAUCCCGUCUUCUAUUCCAAAGCCGGACAAUUUCAUUAUUGUCGAGCGACGUUCUUCCUCAAGCUCUCACACGUGGCUGUAUGUCUCCUACGCCAUUAUCGCUGACGUCAGCUGACGAGGGGAGCUUGAUGCCAAAUCGGCUAGCUCUUGCUUGCAUUAACCACAAGAAAGCUCGACAACGACAAACCUCAGCUCACUUUUUGCGCCCUGAAACUUCAGUAUUCUAAGUGCUUAAGUCCACCAGCCAUGAGAUUGCUAUAUGCUCUCCCCGCAACUUGCGCGCUCAUCUACCGCGCCAAGAGCAGGAAUUCUUUAACGCCCGCUGGCAUCUUCGCUGCGACUCUGACAGCUGCCGCACACGCCUAUCACCCAUGGAAUCUUCCAUUUGCACUCCUAUGCGUAUUUUUCCUUGCCGGAACACGCGUAACACACGUAAGUACUUGCGCCCGCUACACGGACAAGGGAGAGGUCUGACGACGCCUCAGAUCAAAGAAGGCAUCAAGGCCAACUAUACGCUUCGUUCAAAGGGUACAUCUGGAGGAGAAGGGCCUAGAACACAUGUUCAAGUCCUCGCCAACAGUUUGAUGGCCUCUGUCCUCUCCGUCCUCCACGCGAACCAACUACGAAAACGAGAAGCCGCAUUCGCCGAUCCUAAUACUCCGGAUCCCACGGGAUCACUAUGCUUUUCAUGGGGCGGUGACCUCCUGGUCGUUGGAAUCAUUGCCAAUUAUGCGGCCGUCGCAGCCGAUACCUUCAGCUCCGAGCUUGGUAUCCUGUCUUCAGGACAACCUCGACUGAUCACAUCACCAACACUCCGAAAGGUGCCUCGCGGAACAAACGGUGGUGUCACCUUGCUGGGUUUGGGUGCAGGUUUGCUGGGGUCAAUGAUUAUUGUCACCGCAUCCAUGAUAUUCCUACCGUCCUGCAGUGAGGAGUCAUCUCGGACGCCCGCAGGCGGCGCCCCAUGGACGAUGCUGGAGCGACGCAAGUUCAUGGGGUUCAUGGUGAUCUGGGGUGCUCUUGGCAGUGUCUUGGAUAGUUUCUUGGGUGGCCUAUUCCAACGGUCAGUCAGGGACGUACGGUCCGGUAAGAUUGUCGAGGGAGAAGGCGGCAACCGCGUCCUAGUAGCCGAAUCUGCCACGGACGCGGCCGCUCAUUCGAAUGUCAAAACCGAGGCGAUGCAGAGCGAGGCAAAAGAGAAGCUUGGUGGUUCCGCUAUUGUGGACGAUGACGAUGCUCAUGCUGGUGUCUACGAUCAUAAAGACAAGCACCGCAAGUCAAGUUUUGGAGAUCAGCGACCGUCGCGGGCCAUUGAAAACGGGUGGGAUCUUCUGGACAACAAUGAUGUCAAUUUCCUCAUGGCAGUUACGAUGAGCGUUGGCGGCAUGGCAGUAGCCAGCUGGUACUGGGACGUGCCCAUACAGAGCGUCAUGGGUGUGUAGAAACACAAGUUAGCGACGUCAUUUUGAGGGUCAAGGGCAAUUCUUGACCAUGGCCCCUUCCUGCCAAGACCAAUGAGAAUAAAGUGAUGUAAAAAGCAACUCGCUUUCCCUUCUGGUGCCCUUUGGUCCAUCACGAGAUUUAAACCACCAUUAUCCGUCGCCACUGAAUGGUGUUGAAGUGCGUCAAGACGCACUCACAUGCUGAGUGCCUCCAGCUUGGCACGGCCAACCCCCGGUGAAAGUCCGUCACCCCCCGUCAAUCCCCCCGCCGGGUCUCGGCGUGAAUCGCAGCAUCUCGGGACGCCAAACCCGGAGUUGACUCCGAGGUGGGUAAACUUUGAGUCCAAUGCGAAACCGGCAGAAUUUGAUUUCAAAAGCCGGCACGGUAUCUCAACAAUUAGACUCAACCUCAUUCGCGCAACGAGUUAUCUGGACGUGAUUCCAUCACCCAAUUCUCCAGAUCUCGGAGGACGGGAGGGUGGGAGCGAGAAGAGCCAAACAUUUCACAUCCCCCUUCUGGCGAUCCAAUAGACAUGAGGCCUUUAGUGAUCGAGAUUAAUUGCUCUUUCUCUUCCAGAGAUAGCAAGAUAUCGACUGAAACCUGGGGUAAGCCCAGAAUCGGAUCAGUUCCUGUUGCUCAUUUAAAUGCGUAAUAGUCUCAAGCUUGAGUCUGAUUGGUCUGGCAAUCUUGUAGUGAAUCAAAAUGGGGAUUGCGGGGGGCGGCAGAUCUCCAUCUCAGCAGUGUGGGACACUGAGUAGGAGCAUUGCCUCUUUGAGCAGCCAUUCUGCUAUUCUAAGGCAAAAGAGAUUUAUGAAGAGUUUAUGAUAAGUUUUGAAAAGGCAGUAAUACUGUAGAAGACUAUGAUAAAUUUUAGGAUAACUUUAGUUUAAGAAAGACACGGGAGGUGCAACUUUGUCCCAUA